Molecule: messenger RNA, 4969 nt
Organism: Nicrophorus vespilloides
Lineage: Eukaryota; Metazoa; Arthropoda; Insecta; Coleoptera; Silphidae
Product: reticulocyte-binding protein 2 homolog a-like
Exons: 17
Coding region: 228-4688 (1486 amino acids)
Source: RefSeq, a predicted model, not a curated record
AAUUUUAGCAGAGCUUAAACAAAUGAGGUAAAUGUUUAUAGUUUCAAAACAUUUGAUAUAUUUGUAGUUGCCGCCAAAAAUAACGUCCGAAUCUGUCAAAAUUUCACUCGAAAUUUGAAAGACGGAAAUUCUUUUUUGGAAUUGUUAUUUUUUUGUAAUCACCAGCGUUGUUGUAAAUUAGUGGAUAUUCUUAUGCGGGCUUUAGUGGAAUAAUUGAGUAAUCAAUUAUGGAGAACGAAGACAAUGUAUUGGAAAAUGAAGAUGUAACAAUUAGUAAAGCAAUGAAGGAUAUAUACCUGUCCUGUGACAUGGAUGGCAUCAACAAAGUGCUGGUUUCCAAUCUAGUCGAGUUUAUAAAACCAUUUAUGCCAGACCAUGAGUCUGAAUUGCUAGAGUUGCAGGCAGCUCUUGAUCCUGAAAAUGUGAAUCCUUUAAUAUCCAGCUCAUUCUUCUACAAUGUGAUGACUGAAUGGGCCAAGAAAGUCAAUGAGGAGGCAUCCAAUUCAAAAGAAACUGACUUUCUUAAUAUGACCCCAAACAUUGAAAUGGGAAAAUUUGAUGACAACCAGUUUGUUCCCUAUGUGCAAUCCACUCCUCGAUCCAGUUUUGGUAAUAGAUUUCUAAGAGGAUAUGUGGAAUUAAACAAGUCACUGCAAACAAGUUUCUUGAACAAUACACAAGGUGGUGCACUGGAUAAGACGUUUUACGAAGAUCAGAUCAAUGAACUCGUGCAUCAGAAUCGCAAAGGAGCGAAUGAAUUGUCGCGUGUGAAAUUGCAGCUGGGCAAUGCAGAAGAGCAAAAUGAAAUUCUUCAAGCGGAAUUGAAAAAAAUUAACAAACUGUUAACGCAUGAACACGAAGUGAAUGAGAAUUUGCAGAAAGAAAGGACGGACUGCGAAGAUUUGCGCGAUGCGUCUUUGAAUGCGAAACAACAAUUGGACAAACUGGUCAGGCAGUUGAGCAGUAUGGAGAAGGAAAACGCCAAUUUGAAGCAGCAAGUUAAAGAUAUCGAAAAAGAAAAAGUGCAGUGUGAGGAGAAAAACGUUCGCAUCAUUGCGAAAAUGGAAGAGACUAGGAGAUCGUUUAUAGAGUUACAGACUGAGCAAAACUAUAAAGACAAAGAAAUGGCGCAACUGGAGCAAAUCAAUAUGGAUAUUAUGAAGGAAGUGGAUGAGCAUAAGAAAAUCAUUGAUGAUUAUAAAGAUACAAUCGAGUGUCUGCAGGUUGAGAAGAAUAAGUUGGAAAGAAUGCUUCAUGAAAAGAUGAAAAAUUCGUCGAGAAGGCAUUCGGCUUCUUUUAGUGAGUAUAAAAAUUCUUCAAUUCUCAUUCAACAGAAAUCGCCACACAACACAUCCGUUCACCAUUCCAAUACAAGCGCCACUCAAGUACCAUUCGUUCCGGCCGUCUCCACUGAUAGAUUCGAGUUCUUCAACAUCGACAGUCCCUACGCUCGCAGGAAGUAUCACAGCAUAAUUUUGGAUAGGUCGGUUCCUGGAGAUGUCAAGGAGAUUCAAACGCUUACACCUACACAAUGCACAAACCACACGAACUCAAAUACAUGCAAAGAUGUUAUACCUUAUAAACCCUUCCAUGUGCCUAAAGGUGACGACGAAGUUGUUAAUUCGCCGCCACCGAUCUUCAUAAUUGGUAGAACUCCACCUAAUCGCAACAACGACAGCAGCAGCGAGGAAGAGUUCAUGUUGAAACUUCAGAUAGCCACCAAUCAAUCUCCACAUCAGAGUCUGCAGUCCGAAUUAUCACAGUUUAAAGAUCAAUUGAUGUCAGACGACAAACACGAUUUGGAUAGUAGCGUACAGAACGACUUCAACGAACAGCAGAAGAACGAACUUUUGAUCAAUCUUUUGCGUGCCGAUUCCGAUAAAUCUAAAAAACAAAUAGCCGAGGACAAAGUCAAAAUAGAGCAGUUGGUUGGCAAUAACGCAGAUCUAGAAAAUAAGCUGAAAGAGUUCCAGGGUAUCAGCGAUAAAUGGAGAGAAUUGGUGGAGAAUUACAAUAAAAUAUUGAUCGAAAAAGAGACGCUUCAGGCGGCAAACGAUACGAAUUCGCAGAAAAUUCGAACCCUGACUACGGACCUAGCCAAUAUACAGAACGAAAACAUUUCCAACUACGACGGUUUAGUCAAAGAUAACGAACAGUUACAAAUCGAACUCGCGCAGUUACGGGAAUACAAAACGAACACGGACAAUCGAUUUAAAGAACUCCAAUCAGAGAUUGCUCAUCUUGCUAAUCAAUUGGAAUCGGAAGUAGAUCAACACAACGAUUCAAAAAAUAAGUUAUCCCAAUUAGAAAAUAUACACAGCAUGCUGGAAGAUGAUUACGACAAGUUGCAAACUAGCUUUGAUUCGUUGUUAGAGCGUUAUAAUGUUGAUACUACAUUGCAUCAAGAGAAUGUGAAUCGUCUAGAGAAACUGAAUUGCGAGAAAGUGCGCGAGAUCGAACAGUUGCAGCGCGAAAUCGACGUCAACAGUAGGAAAUUCAAAUCAGAAAUGCACGAAGUCAACAUGAAAUUGGACAGGUUGCACAACGAAAACAGCAGUUGGAUUAUGCGACAAACGGAGGCCGAUUCUUUCAGGAAGCGGCUAUCGGAAACAAUUGUUGAGCUGGAAUCUCGGAACAAGAAUUUGAAUGAACUCCUCUGCAACGCUGUAGAAGAUAAGCAAUAUUACGUCAAAAAAUUGGAAGAUGUGGGAAAACAUAUUGAUAGGUCUCAAAUGGACAUGGAUGUGCUGGAGAAAGAAUUCACCAAGCAUUGUCAUAAUAUGUCUUUUCUUGUUAACGAAAAUACUUCGUUACGCAUUGAACUGUCCGAUGUCACUGCGGAUCGUCAGAAGAUCCUCGAAUAUCUCUCUUGUUGCAGUCGCGAACUUAAGGAGAUUCUUUCGACGAGUUCCUAUAAAUGCUUGGACUGUCGGAAAGAACCUACAAUGUUUACUAAUUACGAUACAGUUUUGUCGCAAUACUUGGAGAGUCAAAGUUGCGUAUUAGAAUUCCACAGGACAAACUUUGAGAAUUCACUGACAAAGCUCAAUGGUGAUUUGCGUUCGAAGGAUCUGGAAAUACUAAAUUUGCGAGAGAGAUUAGAUAUGAAGGAGAGGGAGCUCGUGCAGUCCAGUAAAGAGGAGUUGAGCGAAGAUGAUGUGCGGCCGCAGCAUUCAAGAAACGUGGAUAGCAAGAGAAAUAAACACGGCCGCUUGCAAUAUAAAUUGGAUAAGCUUGAGGAUAAAGUGAUUUAUUUCCAAGAGCUGCUGGAGAAGGAGCGAAAGGAAAAGGAUAAAUUGAGCGUCGAGUGGAAGCAGAAACUGGCGAAUUUGGUGAAAGAUAAUGAAAUGAAGUUGGAGAAGGAUUCUGCUUCUACAAAUGUGAUCAUCUUUGAUAAUAGACAUCGGUUACGGAGGUCAAUCUUUAACUUCGUGAAGAAAUGGAGAUACGUCCUGGAAAAAAUCCCAUCCAUGGAGGACGUUCUUGAUAAAAUCGACAACGACGAGCAUGUGCUCUCUGAUCGCAACUACGACAGACUGAUAGAUAAAGAAUUGUUCCUUCUGAAAAUCGAAGUUCAAUUAAUUAUAAAUAUGCUUGAGCGUUUGGGUGAAAUAGAUUUCAUCGAUCUAGUUCAUUUAUUAGAGCGCAAAACAGUGUUCUCCUUUUCGGUUCCCGCUAAUUGCACGAGUAAUUCAGGUUUUACACUGAAACCUCCAACUCUGUUGGCGCGACCAGUGAGUCCGGACAGUCCAUCGGUGGAACAGGAAAUAUCGCAUACAUCUUUAGCCGAUUAUACUCUGACUGCAAACAACGAUAAACAAGACUUUGUUACUAACAACGACAGCAGGCAGCUCAGUCCAGAUAGUGCUGGCGGUCAAUACGUGGACACGGUCUCCAAUAGUAGUGUUUCUAUAGAAGAAAUCAAUUCGUCGGAUGAUCACCAAGAAGUAAAUAACACGAUCUAUGAAGACGCGGAAACUGGAGACAGACCAAUGUUUGCCUUGAACGGAACCGGUCAAAGUUUCGAAAAUUUUGAACGCGAGAGUUUAACAGACUCGGAGUUGGAAGAGAAGUUUAUGACAUUCGUACUGCAGUUUACGAUGGAAAGCAACACAAUAAAACAACGUUGCGAAAAGCAAUCGGCAGAACUGAACAAGUCCGAAUUGGAAAUGACGACGUUGUUUCAAGAUUUCAAAUGCUUCCUGCAAAGGCACCUAAAAGGGGAAUCUUUAAAGCUAGCGGAAGGAAAGGUAGAGCAGCUGCUGGUGGAUGGGUUACAUCUUUCCCGGUCGGCAGAGCUGUUAGGUGGUUUGAAGCAGGAGAAUCGAAUGCUAAGGGCGAUCAACCUUAUGAUCAACUACGUGUCCACCUUGCGAAAGAAGCUGGACGCUCUGACGCUGAAAUUGCAGCGGUACACAAAUCUUCACCAAGAGCUGGUAUCGGUAUCGGAAUUUCACGCCGAGGUUCCAAGCCCUUCGAGCCGUUCGGAUAGUUUUCUGCAGGUCCUCCGUCGAGGACGGACGUUGGGCGUGGUGAGUAUAUGCUGUGCAGUGCUAAGCAUCGUGUUGGCACUUCUAUUUAUCAGCAGCGGGAUCCUAUGUGCACAACCCAACGAUACUAUUACCGUGGGAGACCUCAUGGAGCUGUUUCUAGCGAGAGAUUACAGCGACGAUCCACCCCCUUCAUAAUCAAUCCCUUUUAUCAUAUGUUACCAAUUCAUAAUUCGUACAUUAUAGAGUAGUAGUAUACUGUGCUGUCGUUUAUAUGUUUUGUUAUUUUUUUGUAUCGUUCCAGUGUUAUUACCUUUUUUUUCUUGUGAUACUAGUCUAACUAGAGAUAUAUUAUGUAUAGGUGAAAAAUGGUUUAUAUGUGUAUAUAAGAUUUAUAUUUUUGCUGAGAUUCAAACGGCAUGCCAAUGUUUAUAUAAAAUGAUUGAUAAAAUAUACAAAAAAAAAAACACGAAAUUUUG